AUGGAUACUCCUAAUAGCAAGCAAUACUACAAGGAGGAAAUGGAUAUGACUUACUUGGUAAGCAAUGAUCGCGUGGAUAGGCAUGGUAAGAUUGCCGAUAAACGAACAACCGGAGGAUGGAAGGCAACUCCCUUUAUCAUAGUGAAUGAGGUGAUAGAGAGGUUGGCGUUCUUCGCGAUUGCAGUGAACAUAACUACUUAUUUGGUAGCUGAAAUGCACCAAUCAAUUCCGGAUGCUGUUACUCAUGUCACUGACUGGAUUGGAGCUGCUUAUGUCCUCACUCUUCUUGGAGCUUUUCUAGCUGAUGCUUACCUUGGUCGAUUCAGAACCAUCGUCGUUUUCUCUGCCAUAUAUGCUGUGGGAAUGGUUUUACUGACAGUUUCGGCCUCCUUUGACACAUUGCGCCCACAAACGGGCAAGAAAGCAAGCAAUUACCAAGUCUCAUUCUUAUACGGUGCACUUGGCCUCAUCGCCUUAGGUACCGGAGGAAUUAAACCUUGUGUGUCUUCCUUUGGAGCUGACCAAUUUGAUGAGGGAGAUGAGAAAGAAGUCCAAAUGAAAUAUUCAUUUUUCAAUUGGUUUUACUUUGCCAUUAACAUGGGUGCAAUUCUUGGAAUUACACUAUUGGUUUAUAUACAAGACAAACUAGGGUGGAGUUGGGGUUUUGGAAUUCCCACAGUUACAACAAUUUUAUCUAUUGUUGUUCUAGCCGCUGGUGUUCGGUACUAUCGUUUUCAAAAGCCAAUGGGAAGCCCUUUUACCAGGUUUCUUCAAGUUAUCGUAGUUUCUAUCAAGAAACAUCGAAGAGGAGUUUUAGUACAAAAUGAAACUUCUCUCUAUGAAGUUGAAACCACAUACUCGGAUAUUAUUGGCGCUCGCAAGCUUCCUCACACUCGACAAUACAGGUUUUUCGACAAAGCAGCAGUUAUCGCUGAAAAGGACACAAUUAGCAACAGAUGGUGUUUAUGCACAGUUACACAGGUCGAAGAAUUCAAAUCCUUCAUUAAAGUUCUUCCAAUAUGGGCAUCAACCAUAGCUCUUGCUAUUUCUUUUUCUCAAAUGUCAACCUUUUUUCUAACUCAAGCCAAUGUCAUGAACCGAAAACUAGGAAACAACUUCGAAAUCCCAGUAGGCUCAAUUCCUGUCUUCGGUGCCAUCAACGGCCUCAUACUUGUACCCUUCUACGAAAAAUUCAUAAUACCAUUUCUCCGAAAGUUCACCGGCCACCACCGCGGCAUCACAUCGUUACAACGAAUGGGAGUUGGACUUUUCAUCUCAAUCUUCGCUAUGGCUUCGGCUGCAUUGAUUGAAAAGAUAAGACGCGAACAUUACCCCAAAAAAAAUAGUAUGAGUGUAUUUUGGUUGUUGCCUCAAUUCUUUCUAAUAGGUGCUGCUGAAGUUUUUACUUAUGUGGGACAAUUGGAAUUUUUCUAUGACGAGGCAACGGACGGGACAAAAAGUAUUAGUAGUGCUUUGUUUUUGUCUGAGAUCGGAAUCGGAAGUUGGUUGAGUACUGCUUUGGUGAAGAUUAUUAUAGCUACAACUGGGGGACAAGAGAAAGGGUGGUUAAGGAAUAACCUUAAUAAUAGCAAGUUGGAUUUGUUCUUUUGGAUUUUGGCAGGUAUCAAUGCUAUCAAUUUCUUGGUUUAUUUGAUGGUGGCAAAAUUUCACAAAGGGAAAGGAUCAGCUGUGAGAGACGAGAUCAUGGUUGAACUUGAAUUUAGCAAUGGCCAACAAACACAAGCAUGA
Molecule: messenger RNA, 1749 nt
Organism: Trifolium pratense (red clover)
Lineage: Eukaryota; Viridiplantae; Streptophyta; Magnoliopsida; Fabales; Fabaceae
Product: protein NRT1/ PTR FAMILY 8.2-like
Exons: 5
Coding region: 1-1749 (582 amino acids)
Biological process (GO): transmembrane transport; oligopeptide transport
Cellular component (GO): membrane
Molecular function (GO): transmembrane transporter activity
Source: RefSeq, a predicted model, not a curated record